AUGACGAACGUAAGGUUACCUACGGAGUGUUUGUUAAAGAUUUUCGAAAAUUUUAGUCCGGAAUAUCAUUUUUGGAAUGAAGAUUACAAAUUAUUACAUAAGUGUAUAUUAGUCGAUCGAGAAUGGUGCAUUACAGCGGUUUCGAUCCUUUGGAGGGAACCUUUAGAUUGGAUUCACUUUAGCAUUGGCACAAGUCGUAACGAGGAUCGACUCAGCUCGAUAGUGUCAACUUACCUUUCAUGCUUACCCCAAGAGGUCAAAUCAAACCUCAUUCAAGAUGGGAUCGACUUGCCUUUAAAUUACUCCAACCCUUUAUUUGAUUACCCAAAAUUCUUACAAAGUCUCGAUUAUGGAACUUUAUAUAAAUCAAUAAAUGGAUGGUUAAAAAUUACAAGACAACUCAGGGAAUUAAACAAAUUAAAUGUUACGUAUAAAGUCUUUCAGGUAUUUAAUUCACUCGCCAAACUUUUCAUGGAUAAAUGUCAUUUAAAAAGGCUUCACUUUUCCAAAGGGGCAAAGGUGGAUUUUAUUUUACCCUUAACCACUUUACCAAAUGCGAAUAUCUGUUUGGCCAAUUUGACCAAGUUCAUGUGUGAAGGGUGCACGAUGCCCGAGAUCAUGUUUGCGGCGGCAAAGAUUUGUAAAUAUAUCUCGGAAUUUCAAAUAUUUUGCUGUUGUAAAGAUAAUAAAGGGUUGGCGACGCUCAUCGAAUCACAGAAAGUUCCUUUAAAGUAUAUCUUCAUUAAGGCUACGAAGAGUGGGAACUUUCCAUUUUUAGGAAGAGCCUUAAGGAAACGGGUUCAUUCGGUCAGAGAUUUGUGGAUUCAUGGACAUUGUUCAAUGAUGGAUACGUUUAGUACGAGCCAUGAUUUACAACACUUGUUCAUUUAUCCUACCACCAAUACCAUAACCGUGGAUCGAAAAUCCAUGGAGAAAUUCGUCAAUUCGAAAUUCACUCAAUUAAGGGAAUUAGAGAUCUCGUUAAAAGUCAUAACCUUGAAACAACUUUGCACAUUGAUUAGAAAUACGGGAGGAGGUUUUGAAUCGAUCCUAAUAUUAUGGUCAGAACCUCCAGACGUGGAAAAUUUAACCUUGCUUGCAAAAACCGUGAUACAAUAUGGGAAGAACUUAAAUUACUACGAAGCUCCUUUCUCACAUGAGUCAAUUCAUUACUUGCCACUUUUGUUUCAAAGUUGUCAAACAUUGGAAGUGUUACACAUACUUAGUAAAGAGGAGGAGGAAGGGUUCAUAUAUGAUAUUAGUGACAUCUUUUCCAAACUUGGGGAAAUUGUUCCCUUGAGCUUACAAAAAUUCGUGAUAAAUCACACUUGGGAUGUUUCUGCGGAAGCGUUGGAAGCCUUUUUAUUUUAUUGCUCAAAGAGGUUAAAGACGAAAUUGGAUUUUAAUCUUGAUAAUACAACGAGUAUAGUUUGA
Funneliformis caledonium is the source of this 1434-nucleotide messenger RNA. Lineage: Eukaryota; Fungi; Glomeromycota; Glomeromycetes; Glomerales; Glomeraceae. The record is from the annotation of a GenBank genome assembly.